AUGGAAUCCGUUCACUUUACCUUUCUUGAUUACAUUUUCUUCAUCAGUGUGUUUGUUAUAACAAUCGCAACUGCCUUAUACUAUGCAUUCAAUACACAGAAGCGUCGUUCAAUUGAGGAAUACCUUUUCGGCGGGAAAAAUCUCAAAGUCAUCCCUGUGUCAUUUUCCUUAGCAGCUACAGCUAUAUCGGGUUCCGCAACAAUUGGUCAGAGUAUGGAAGUCUACGCAUAUGGCAUUCACAACUGGAUGAUACUUGUGAAUUCUGUAACGUGGGUGAUUAUAAUGCAUUUUGUCUUCUUACCCGUAUUCUACGAACUACAACUUACAUCCACCUUCACAUACCUUGAAAUGCGUUUUGACAAGAGUGUCAAGUAUCUCGCUAGUAGUCUUUACGUCUUAACUGGGUGCUUCAUUCUUCCCCUUACAAUCUACGUGCCUGCUCUAGCUUUUCAAGAAUUAACUGGGAUUAAUCUCUAUGUUAUUUCAAUCGCCAUGGGUUUGCUAUGUAUUUGGUAUACGGCAGUAGGUGGGAUCAGGGCAGUUAUCAUUACGGAUAUGUUCCAAUUCUGCAUCAUAUUAGUAUCAGCCAUUGUGAUCCUAAUUGUUGGAUUGAGGAGUGUAGGUGGGUUCGGGAGUGUUUGGGAUGCCCUUGAACGUGGGAAGAGGCUGACUAUUGUCAAGUCUGAUCUGGACUUUGAAGCAAGAGGAACAAUUUGGGCAUACCUGUUCAGCAAUGUCUUCGUCCUACUUUAUUAUUUCGGCGUAAGUCAGAGUAGUGUUCAACGGUUUAUAUCUCUGCCAAGCAUUAAAGAAGCCAAAAUUGCCUUAUGGUGUCAGAGUAUUCUAUGCAAGACUAUUCUUCUUCUUCAAUUCAUCAUUGGAGCAAUUAUCUACACUUCGUACGAAGACUGUGAUCCCUUAACAUCAGGCGCUGUAAGGAAGAUCGAUCAGAUUUUCCCCCACUACAUACAGGAGAAAGCAUCACUCUUUUCCGGAUUUAGUGGGAUUUUUAUUGCUGGGAUUUUUGCAGCUGGUUUGUCUACAGCCUCAACACUUCUGAAUACAAUAAGUGGAACGAUCUACAAUGAUUUCCUUAAGAAUACUUUCAAAAAGACGGAUUUUGAUAAGGUUGUGAAGAUAACUGUGGCUGGUCUUGGAAUUGUAGGAAUCGUAAUGGUUUUCCUAAUACAACAAAUGGGCACAAUCUUCGCCAUUACCUUCCAAUGCUUCACUCUAUCAACAGUUGGUGUUCUUGGACUCUUUGCAAGUGGAAUACUUUUUCCGAAUAUCAACAGUCAGGUAAGAACAUAA
Lutzomyia longipalpis is the source of this 1311-nucleotide messenger RNA. Its product is annotated as sodium-coupled monocarboxylate transporter 2-like. Gene Ontology annotation, molecular function: symporter activity. Lineage: Eukaryota; Metazoa; Arthropoda; Insecta; Diptera; Psychodidae. Bases 1 to 1311 code for a protein of 436 amino acids. Gene Ontology annotation, biological process: sodium ion transport; transmembrane transport. Gene Ontology annotation, cellular component: membrane. The record is from RefSeq and is a predicted model, not a curated record. The transcript has 2 exons.